AUGGCUUCGUCAACCCUCCACACGUUCUUCUACAAACAAGAACAUGCCAAACCACAAACCCCCCACCCUGCUGAACUCCUCAUCGACAAUGAAUUCCGCCCAUCCGCCACUCAGUCCUGGAUCGACGUCCACGACCCGGCAACAAACCACGUCGUCUCUCGAACCCCCGAAUCGACCCCCGAGGAAUUAAAAGCGGCCGUCACGUCCGCCAAGAAUGCGUACCCCGCAUGGAGCGAGACCAGCAUCAUGAAGCGCCAGCAGAUCAUCUUCAAGCUCACCAGCCUGAUCCGCGACCACAUGGACGUCCUCGCCACUGCAAUCGUCAGCGAACAGGGAAAGACAUUCGCCGACGCAAAAGGCGACGUUCUCCGCGGGCUGCAAGUCUGCGAGACAGCCUGCGGAAUCACCACACAGCUUCAAGGCGAGGUCCUCGAAGUCGCGAAGGAUAUGGAAACGCGAUCGUAUCGCAUGCCCUUGGGUGUGGUGGCGGCCAUCUGUCCGUUCAACUUCCCCGCCAUGAUCCCCUUGUGGAGUUUGCCCAUUGCUGUGGUCACGGGCAACUGUCUGAUCUUGAAACCCACCGAGCGGGCUCCGGCGGCGGCGAUGAUUAUCGCCGAGCUCUGUGCAAAGGCGGGUUUCCCGCCGGGUGUGGUUAACGUGAUCCACGGGUCAAAACCCGCCGUGGACUUCCUCCUCGAUGAGCCGGAGAUCAAGGCGAUCUCGUUUGUCGGGUCUAACAAGGUCGGCGAAUAUAUUUACAACCGUGGGGUGGCGAACGGAAAGCGAGUGCAGGCAAAUCUUGGCGCCAAAAAUCAUGCUGCCCUGCUGCCCGACAGCAACAAGCACCAUGCGAUUAAUGCGAUUACGGGCGCGGCGUUCGGAGCUGCCGGUCAGCGCUGCAUGGCGCUGAGUGUCUUGGUCUCCGUCGGUGCCGCCCAAGAAUGGAUCCCGGAUCUGGUUGCAAAGGCCAAGGAGUAUCAGGCCGGCAGUGGGUUCAACGAGAAGUCUGAUUUGGGACCGCUGAUCACUCCUCAGAGUCGCGAUCGCUGCCAGGCCUUGAUUGCCAGUGCGGAGAAAGAGGGAGCUAAGAUUGCUUUGGAUGGUCGGGGUUGGAAGCCUGAGGGCUUCCCUGAUGGCAACUGGGUCGGCCCAACCGUCAUAACCGGAGUCAAGCCGCACAUGGAGUGUUACAAGGAGGAAAUCUUCGGUCCAGUGCUGCUCUGCGUUGAGGUGGACACGCUCGACGACGCGAUCAACAUGAUCAACGCCAACGACUGGGGCAACGGAGCUGUGAUUUUCACGCAGUCCGGAUCCAGCGCGUCGCACUUCCAGAAGAGAAUCGAAGCCGGCCAGCUGGGUAUUAACGUGCCCAUUCCGGUCCCUCUCCCGAUGUUCUCUUUUACUGGAAACAAGAGGAGUGUUGCAGGAACAGGGUUGGCGAACUUUUACGGAAAGGAUGGACUGAGGUUUUAUACCCAGUGGAAGACUGUGACUUCGUUGUGGCGAUCGGAGGAUGCUCAUGCUUCUCAGAAGCCGAGUUUUAUGGUUUAG
This is a messenger RNA of Aspergillus melleus, 1551 nucleotides long. Its product is annotated as CoA-acylating methylmalonate-semialdehyde dehydrogenase. Lineage: Eukaryota; Fungi; Ascomycota; Eurotiomycetes; Eurotiales; Aspergillaceae. Bases 1 to 1551 code for a protein of 516 amino acids. The record is from RefSeq and is a predicted model, not a curated record. Gene Ontology annotation, molecular function: methylmalonate-semialdehyde dehydrogenase (acylating, NAD+) activity; malonate-semialdehyde dehydrogenase (acetylating, [NAD(P)+]) activity. The transcript is spliced from 2 exons. Gene Ontology annotation, cellular component: mitochondrion. Gene Ontology annotation, biological process: L-valine catabolic process; thymine catabolic process.